CCCUUUGGAAUUUACCACCUUGUCUUCACUAGGAAAAAAGUGUUUGCAAAAAAAAAAAAGAAAUCAACAAAGAGCAACCACAUUGCAAAUAGAAGAUGCUCUUAGCUAAUCUGAAGGGGCAUUUGGCUGCCUCACAAAAACACUGUGUAUUUUGGCAAAGUUAGGAGCUUUGGCUUAGGAAGAUCCAUGUUUGGAAUAACAGGGUGUGUUGCAAGUCAAAAUUCAGGUAUCUUGGCAGAGAUGUAUGCGUAAUCUGGCAUGAUGCCUUUCUGCACUGUGCCUAGCUGUAGCAAGUGCUAAAGUCCCUUGUGAACAAUAUCUGAAUCUCAUUUUGAAAAAAAAAAAAAAAAAAGAAAAAAAAAAAAAGAGAGAGAAGAGGAGGAGGGAAGAGGGAGCCAGGAUUUAUUUUAACAUUUAGUGGAUAUAAAAAACAAGUAUCAAGAAGCAAAACAUUUCCAUGAAGCAUUCGCUGUGAAAAUUCUGCAACUUCUUGUUGCAAACCUCUUUAUCGCUUGGAUUGGCUGAUUUCCAGAGCAUCAAGGCUAGGAAUUGAGGGACUGAAAUAUAAUCAGUGGUGAUACAUUUUAACCACAUAAAACAUUCUCUGCUUCCAAAGCCUCGGGUGUCUCUAGUAAGCAGUGCAACAGCAACAGCUCCUUGCUGCUGAACUCCAGAGACGGGGAAAAUACUGGAUCAGAAUGUCCCAGCAAAGAUGCAUUGUGAUCUUUGCACUGGUAUGCUGCUUUGCAAUUCUGGUUGCACUGAUAUUUUCGGCAGUGGAUAUUAUGGGAGAAGAUGAGGAUGGACUCUCAGAAAAGAACUGUCAAAAUAACUGUCGGGUUGCUCUUGUGGAAAAUAUUCCUGAAGGGAUCAACUAUUCAGACAGUGCACCAUCCCAUUUGUCUCUUUUCCAAGGCUGGAUGAAUUUGCUUAAUAUGGCUGAAAAAUCUGUUGACAUAGUAUCUUCCCAGUGGGACCUCAAUCACAGUCAUCCAUCAGCAUGCCAGGGUCAGCGUCUUUUUGAAAAAUUGCUUGAACUGGCAUCCCGAAAUAUUGAGAUAAAACUAGUGAGCGAUAUACUGCCCGUGGAAUCAAAGGUAUUAAACGACUUGAAAACAAAGGGUGCUGAAGUGUUGUAUAUGAACAUGUCAGCAUAUAAUGAAGGUCGGCUUCAGUCAUCUUUCUGGAUUGUUGAUAAACAGCAUGUGUACAUUGGAAGUGCCAGCCUAGACUGGAGAUCGCUGGGACAGAUGAAGGAACUUGGCGUCAUCGUAUACAAUUGUAGCUGCCUGGUCCUGGAUUUACAAAGGAUAUUUGCGCUGUAUAGCUCAUUAAGAUACAAGAAUAAAAUACCUCCGAGUUGGUCUAAGAGACUAUAUGGCGUGUACGAUACUCAGAAUAAACUGACACUGCAGCUGAAUGAGACAAAAUCAGAAGCAUUUGUAUCGAAUUCACCUAAACUCUUCUGCCCAAAGGACAGAGUCCUGGAUAUUGAAGCUAUAUACAGUGUUAUCGAUGAUGCCAAACAGUUUGUAUACAUAGCUGUCAUGGACUACUUGCCGAUCGUCAUUGACACCAAUGCUAAACGGUACUGGCCAUAUUUAGAUGGGAAGAUAAGAGAAGCGUUAGUUUUACGAAGUAUUAAAGUGCGACUUCUCAUAAGUUUCUCAAGAGACACAGAUCCCCUUACUUUUAACUUUGUUUCAUCUCUGAAAGCUAUUUGCACUGAAGUUCCAAGCUGUAGCUUGAAAGUUAAAUUCUUUGACCUUGAGGAGGAAAGUGCAUGCUUUCUUAAAGAACAGAAGAACACUUCCCUUCCCAAAUUAAAUCGUAACAAAUAUAUGGUGACUGAUGGAGCUGCAUACAUCGGUAAUUUUGAUUGGGUAGGAAAUGCUUUUACGCAGAAUGCUGGAGCUGGCCUUGUUAUCAACCAAGCAGACGCGGGGAACAGCACAAGCAUCAUUAAGCAACUCAAGGCUGUUUUUGAAAGGGACUGGUAUUCACACUAUGCCAAAAGUUUACAACCAACAAAAAUCCCAAACUGCUUUAAUCACAAACUUAAUAAAGCAACAUCAAAUAAGACUGCCGUGAUCAAUGUGAAUUAGAAAGACUGCUUUACUGUUUAGUAUGGCAAUGAAAAAUUGCAGUGGGGUAUAGCCCUCUUUCAUACUUACAGACAAAAGACUUAAAGAAAAAGCAAAAAAAAAAAGUUUGGUUUGGGGGGGUGUUUUUAGGAAAAAGCACACUUACAUAAAAAAAUAUCUGAACUAUAUUCUCUAUAUUGACUUAUUUAAGACUUUCAAAUUUGUUACUUCUGACAUUGAAUGUCAUAUCUGCUUCCAUGUUAAUGUUUUGUGUUUGAAUUUAACAGCAUGUGUCAAUUUUUGUGUUUCAGUUUUAGGACUUUCCCUAACUGCCAUCCUGGCUAGAACAAA
This is a messenger RNA of Tyto alba (common barn owl), 2435 nucleotides long. RefSeq names its product phospholipase D family member 5 (gene PLD5). NCBI's taxonomy places the organism in Eukaryota, Metazoa, Chordata, Aves, Strigiformes, Tytonidae. The transcript is spliced from 10 exons. The coding region runs from base 699 to 2105 and encodes 468 amino acids. Gene Ontology annotation, molecular function: catalytic activity. The record is from RefSeq and is a predicted model, not a curated record.